Dacryopinax primogenitus is the source of this 375-nucleotide messenger RNA. RefSeq lists its product as uncharacterized. The coding region runs from base 1 to 375 and encodes 124 amino acids. The record is from RefSeq and is a predicted model, not a curated record. Lineage: Eukaryota; Fungi; Basidiomycota; Dacrymycetes; Dacrymycetales; Dacrymycetaceae. The transcript is spliced from 2 exons.
AUGCAUGCUCGAGCCCAAGCACAGAUCCAGGCUGCCCAAGUACAAGUAGAGGAGCAAGCUAGAGUCGCUUCUGAACAAAUUGAUUUGCCUGACAUCGCCACCGAGUAUUCAGACUCGGAUGAUGAGGACCGCGUUCGCAAUUACACCAUCCCCCACUGGGCGAACUCACCCGAACUGCGCAACCAACUUCAGGCGCAGAGUAAUAUCAAUCCAGACUCCAUUUUUGGAGCAAUUCGGCCUCUGCAUAUGGACGAAAUCUUCCGCAGCAGGCAAAGUCGGUUCAGGGCCCGCACCAGUUCAGCAAACUGGAUCGGACAAGACAGGCUUACCCCUCAAGAGGAAAUGGACUACGCAAGGCGAAUGGGCUUCUUGUAG